AUGAAGGAGGAUGGCACCGGCGGCGUGAAAGGCAUGACGACGAUUACCUACACUUUCGAGGACGUCGGCGAAGGCGUCACUUUGGGCACAAGGAACUUGACCUGCGAGCUGCCUCGCGGUGUAAGCCUCCCCGGUGAUCUGUUGACGGUUUGCUGUCGUCCGAACGGGAUUGAGAGGUAUCAUGACGCUAUCAAGAAGGAACUUGAUGAGAAGCAGAAAGAGGUCUCUGGAUAUGGCAAGAGGGAAGUUUGGGAGGGUGCUUCCGCCUUCCGCCUUCACUCACAAGCCUUUUCAUUGCUUGGAUUUGAGAUGAUAACUCCCAAUAUCAUUCCCCAUUCACCCAGAACGGAAGUCCCGUGA
Molecule: messenger RNA, 360 nt
Organism: Saxophila tyrrhenica
Lineage: Eukaryota; Fungi; Ascomycota; Dothideomycetes; Mycosphaerellales; Extremaceae
Exons: 2
Coding region: 1-360 (119 amino acids)
Source: RefSeq, a predicted model, not a curated record